Molecule: messenger RNA, 2630 nt
Organism: Schistocerca serialis cubense
Lineage: Eukaryota; Metazoa; Arthropoda; Insecta; Orthoptera; Acrididae
Product: translocator protein-like
Exons: 2
Coding region: 91-591 (166 amino acids)
Cellular component (GO): mitochondrial outer membrane
Source: RefSeq, a predicted model, not a curated record
GCGGAGCAGCCGAAUGUGCAGAGUCACGGUGCGAGGGGCGGCGGGCGGACGCUGGCUGCCGGCAGUGUGUUCCGCGUGCUCGGCAGCGAGAUGCGCGUCUCGUGCCCGGCCGUGAUGGCGUGCGCCUUGCCGUACACGGUGCCCGUGCUGCAGGCGGCCGUGUUCCGCACGCUGAUGCGCUCCGACUGGUACGACCGCCUGAGGAAGCCGCGGUGGACGCCGCCCCGCUGGGCGUACGCGCCCGUCUGGAGCGCCCUGUACGCCGGCAUGGGGUACGCCUCGUACCUCGUCUGGAAGGACGGCGCCGGCUUCCAAGGCCCGGCGAGGCUGCCCCUGGUGCUGUACGGCUCCCAGCUGGUGCUCAACUGGCUGUGGGGCCCCAUCUUCUUCGGGGCGCGCAACAUCCCGUGGAGCCUGGUCGACAUCACGCUGCUGUGGGCCAACGUGGCGGCCUGCGGAUACUCCUUCUACGGCAUCAACGCCGUCGCCGGCUACCUCUUCGUGCCCUACUUCCUGUGGAUGACUCUGGCGACUGACCUCAACUACCAGAUCUACAAGCUCAACUGCACGGAUAAAGGCAGCAAGGACUAGCGCACCGAUCUGUAACAUCCGGAGUCCCGUGGCGGCUAGCAGGUUUGGUAGGUAUACUGUACUGAGAAAAUGUUAAAAAAAAAUAUUGUUCUCUGCUUCCUCCUCUCGUAACUGUUCUCGCUCAAUUCCAUUGUAUAUACUUUCUUAAUAUCUGGCAGUGUGGCGCUAUAGCUACGAACAACUUUUCACUUAUUAUGCUGCGAUUUUAUGAGCCGAGCCGAUCACAGAUUAAAUUGAUGGAGCACGUAAGUGAACCCUUCCUUCACGUCCCGCUGGUGAAGAUAUAUCGAUACCAGUGGUGAAGAUAUUUCUUUCUGUAGCACUCCACCUACAUUCUAUUGCUGUCGUUUGACUUUCUCUCGGUAAUCUCGUACGUGCACCUGUUAGGGAGAGUGUAAUGUACAACUCUACAAUAAAGUCCACAGCAAAUAUUCUCUCUUUGCCACUCAUAAUAACCUGCUGCUCAAUAUAUAUAUAUAUAUAUAUAUAUAUAUAUAUAUAUAUAUAUAUAUAUAUAUAUAUAAUACUUUUUAUUGCAAUUUGUAAUACAGCACAGGAAGUAAAAUCAGAGCCUAAAUAUAAUUUUACAGUUUCCUGUUGGAAAUUGGAAUGACAGACAAGUAACUUUUCACUAACCAGUGAGAACCAGACCGUCACUCUUCAGAGCACAAUUGAAAGAGAGAGAAGAAACAAUCGAGGUGACUUCAGGUAGGCCCAGCUGUUAAUACAACACAGCUGGCACGCUCCAGCAUACGAUCCAUCCCGUGUGAGGCUGUUACUAAGCUGAGACUCCUUACGACAGACUGUGGAGAUCAUUUAUAGUUCCGUACGCCACGUCUCGGAGUGGCCGAUCCGUCGGUAAUGUGCGGGCAGUUACACCUUUCUGAGAAACACGUGGACAGUACAGCGUUAGUAAAUACUGAAUGAGAUAUCCUUUAAUCACUCCGUGUUUAUCCUUCUCACAUCAGAUGUUCUAACCUUAUUCUGACCCUACAUCUGCUUAAAAAUUCUUACUGUGCAUCAUAAUCUGGAGGCCUUACAAAUUUUAGGAAUCAGCUUAUGUUUUGAACAAAAGCAGAUCCAAAAACUUUUCAUUUGUGUACUUGUAGAUCAACUUGCUGAAUAUUUGUGCUGAUCGAGGAUUAUGUAAAUUUGGGCUAAACAGUGCCAACAUACUGAGAGGUGCAACAGGAGAGCAGCAGUUAAAAUCCUCAUCCAAACACCCAGAUAUACAUAUCUUGUGGUUUCCCUAAAUUACUCGUGCCUCUUUCGUGCAGUGUUGCCACUACAGCAAUGCUUUGUGCCGUGUGCUGGGUACUUAGCCCAGUGUGGACAGGAAUCUUUCUUUCCUAAAAACAAGUUGUCGGUGGUACCCACAACAGACUGGUAACUACCUUGCAACUCAUCCUAAAUCCUCCCACGAAGUGUUCGGACAUAGAUGAUGGAGACUACAGUAAACAUUAUUAUUUGAUGGUAAAGGCUGGUAGCAGGCACAACAAAACACUAGCCUUCUCACUUGUACCAAUUCAUAACCAAAGAAUCCAGUUCUCAGAAAAUGUUUUGCAAUAUUCUUAUACCAAUUGGAACAGUAAUGUUCGUGAUUUUUAACUGUAACACCACUAAAAAUAUUUAGUGUAUUACCAAUUUAUCUUCUACUAAUAAUGUAACAAAACAAUAUUUCUCAAAACUAUCUGAUACUUACAACAGAAAGUAAACUUUUAAUCAGUCAUCUCUCAUAUGCCUAAGAUACCACAUGCCUCAGACAAAUGAUAGUGAUAUCUUAAAACUUUUGUUCUCUUGCAUUUUGUAUUUAAUCAUUGAGCAGUAAAGGGAACAAAUAAUUCUCAAAAUUGCUUACAGGAAUUUUUAAUCUAUGAGCUCUUUGUAUUAUUUACUUCUUGUCUAUUAUUCUUGUUGUUAGCAAUUUACAAAAAUAUUUUGAUGUUUGUACAAAAAAAAUUUCAUUUUAAAUGUACAUGUAGUAGUAGGAUAUGUCCUUAUAAUAAUGUUAUUUUCACAAUAAAUUUUAUUAUACUGUU